UUCCCCCCCAAACCGGAAGUGGUCCGGAAUGGAUACCCGCGUGCGCACGCUCUGCUCCCUGCGUGCUCGCGGACUGAAAACAUGAAACUCUUGACCCACAACAUGCUCACGUCUCACGUGCGGGGCGUGCGACCCGGAGGAGGGUUUCCCCUUCUCAUAAAGGCUACAGAGGUGAAGGUGAACAACAUCGAUUUCAACCCAGAUUUCACGGCACGGAUGGUGCCCAAAAUUGAGUGGGCGGCUCUGAUGGAGGCUGCAGAAAGUUUGGGUCACCGGUCAGAUCUCCCCUCUGAGCCCAUCACCGACUACGAGAAAAACGAAGAUUUUCUUCGGAAAGUGCAUCACGUCUUGAUGGAGGUGGAGGUGAUAGAAGGUGUAUUGAAAUGCCCGGACACGGGACGGGAAUUUCCCAUCACUAAGGGCAUACCCAACAUGCUGCUGAGCGAAGACGAGACAUGAGCUGUUCUGCUGUCGAAAAAGUGCCAAGACAUUCCGAGAGGGGGAGGGGGGGAAUAUCUUCCCUGCAACCGUCUCUGCAUUAUUCUUUUGUGUAUGUAAAUAAAUAGGAAUGCUUAAAAGGUA
Molecule: messenger RNA, 582 nt
Organism: Candoia aspera
Lineage: Eukaryota; Metazoa; Chordata; Lepidosauria; Squamata; Candoiidae
Gene: TRMT112
Product: tRNA methyltransferase activator subunit 11-2
Exons: 4
Coding region: 82-459 (125 amino acids)
Biological process (GO): rRNA (guanine-N7)-methylation; tRNA methylation; peptidyl-glutamine methylation
Molecular function (GO): protein heterodimerization activity
Source: RefSeq, a predicted model, not a curated record